AAUUCUUAUUAUUCUUAUUAUUCAGUUUAAUUUUUCACCAGAUGUGUUUCUACUUGUAGUUCACCAUAUCAUUGUUUUAAAUUGUUGACGAAAAAGAAUAGAAACAAGUGAAAGAUUAGGUUGUCUUCCAGGAUGAUAGCCCAGGAAACUUAAUACUGGACUGCUCUCAACUUUUAAUACGUAAGCUGUAACAACACAUCUCGUAAGUUGUGCUGAUUUCUGUAGAAGUGAACCGGCAACGCCGUCCCGUCAUAACAUAGGACUCAAUCCGGUAAACGUGUAAUCAUCAGGUGAUUCUUGCGCGCAUGCUCAUUUGUCAGCUCUAACGGACGCGCCAACAUGGAAUUCAUACGAAACCGGCUUGAGAGCCGUCAUUUCUUACCAAACUGUCUCGAAAUUAGGUUAGUUAGUGCGAACCGGCCAUGCCGUCCGAAAAAAUAGAGAAAGUUGUGUUAAAACCUUUUAAAAUGGAUCCAACCCAAAAUCAUUCCCAACAGGAACUUGUUAGAGAAGGUGACGAGAGGACUUUGCGGGAUGUUAAAUUUCGCGAGUGGGUUGUUGUUGUUGUAUUGUGUUUCGUCAACCUGAUCAACUAUAUGGAUAGAUUUACGAUAGCAGGUAUAUUAGACCAAGUAAAAGAUCACUACCAUAUAAACAAUGAUGAGGGUGGACUAUUGCAAACCGUAUUUGUACUUAGUUAUAUGCUAUUCGCCCCAUUGUUUGGAUACCUGGGGGACAGAUACAGCAGACGGUGGAUAAUGGCUGGAGGAGUCUUUCUAUGGAGUCUUACCACAUUGGCGGGCUCAUUUAUGGAUCAUUUUGGCUGGUUUAUAUUCUUCCGUGCCUUAGUGGGUGUAGGAGAAGCCAGCUAUUCAACCAUAGCCCCAACCAUAAUUAGUGAUUAUUUUGUGGGAAACAUCAGAUCAAAAAUGUUGGCAUUUUUCUAUUUUGCCAUUCCAGUAGGAAGCGGUCUGGGAUACAUAGUGGGCUCAGAAACAGCCAAAAUUUUCGGCCAGUGGCAAUGGGCUCUCAGGGUAACCCCCAUUUUGGGUUUAGCAGCAGUUUUGCUCAUCAUAUUCAUCUUAGAAGAUCCUGAAAGAGGACAAAGUGAAUACAUCAGUGGACAUUUAGAAACAACGCCCUGGGGCGAAGAUAUUAAGGACAUUGUACACAAUCGAAGUUUUAUGUAUUCUACUGCUGGUUUUUCAUGUGUGGCAUUUGUGGCUGGUGCACUAUCAUGGUGGGGGCCAUCAUUUAUUGAAAAAGGCAUUCGAUUGCAAACUAAUGGCUUAAUAGAUACAUCAGAUACAACACCGACAUUUCUUUUUGGCGCCAUAACGAUGGUGGCGGGCUUACUUGGCUUAGUGCUGGGUACUUAUUUAAGUCAUGUCUUAAUACCAAAGUACCCAUAUGCUGACCCUGUCAUUUGCGGUGUAGGACUCAUUAUAUCAGCUCCCUGUGUAAUCGCUGUCGCUUACACGAUGUCUAAUAUUUAUUUAAUGUAUACCCUUUUCUUCAUCGGAAACAUCACUAUGAACCUAAAUUGGGCAAUAGUCAAUGAUAUUUUACUGUAUGUUGUUUUGCCGACGAGACGGUCCACAGCUGAAGGUUUUCAACUAUUGGUAUCACACGCCUUUGGGGACGCUGGAAGUCCGUAUUUAGUAGGAGUGUUAUCGGAAGCUUUCAAAAGAGCCCUCUCGAAGACGUACAGUUCCGAAACACUUACUUCUUAUGAGGACGAUGAAGUCGAGUUUACUUCGCUGCAGUAUGCACUGUUUUCGACGUGUUUCGUAGAAGUUUUAGGAGGACUGUUCUUCAUAAUCACUGCCUUUUACAUAGUGAGCGAUAAACGAAAGGUGGCCGAUGCGAUAGCUAGGCUCGGUGAUAAACAAAGCAAAAAAACUGUUGAAUCUCUACAAACAUUUGAAGAAGCUGUUAGUAACGACGUUUCAAGUAAAACUUCAAAGAAAUUUCGGCUUUAGAUCAAAUAGGAAUAAAAUGAAGUACAUUGCAGCUCGUAUUGCUACGACAGCAAGAACAAGUCAUAUAUUAAAUAAAUAUUAUUGAAACAUAA
This is a messenger RNA of Psylliodes chrysocephalus, 2074 nucleotides long. Lineage: Eukaryota; Metazoa; Arthropoda; Insecta; Coleoptera; Chrysomelidae. The record is from the annotation of a GenBank genome assembly.